AUGCAUUUCUGCCGUCUGCUCAUUUUGUUUGUUUGUUUGCUUUUCCUUUAUUAUUCUUUAUGGCGUGUUUUAUUCCUCUCUUUUUAUUUUUUUUUUUUUUUUCUUUUGUGUUUGCGUGUGUUUUUUUUUUACGCGGCGACGAGUGGGGCUGCGUGUUCCGCGGUGUUGUGCAGCAGGAAAGGGAACGCACCAUCAACGAUGUCGAUGACAGUACCGGAGGUGAUACUCGUGGGCCAAAAGACGCGGUACCGACACUUUGCUCGGGGUCCUAGAGAUUUAUACGCCCCAGAGGAGAUGCUGCCAGACCCACCGCCGCAGCACGUGUGGAGCUACUGCGUGUCGAGGGAGCACAACAACACGGUGUAUUUUCACAACGACGCAAGCGGGAGGUCGUUGUGGGUGCUGCCGUCCCUCGCAUCCGACGGCACAGAGGCAGGCGGUGGCGCGGAGGAAGUCAUGCGGACCGUCGGCUCCGUCGAAUCGGCCUCAGCAGCGCAGAAGCACGUGAAAUUUGGGACGACGGAUGAAAAGAGUCACGAAGCGGCUGCGGUUCGCCGCGCCGUCAUGCGGCAGAGCAUCGAGAAGGCGAUGAGUCAAGCAGAGACGCAAAAGCCGAUAGAGACGGUUCAAAAAAAAACACCCACUGGGUCAGUUGCUGAAAUCCUCAAUAACGAGAAUAGCGACGGCAACGGCAAAGUGAGCGCUUCGCCGGUGCGCGAGAGAUUGGCGGUGUGGCGCGCCAAGCGGGCGCAACAGCAACAACAAAAGGAGCAUGGCGGUCAUGAUCCAGUCACUUCCUCCUACGGAGAAGCUGAAGGAAGCCGCGUGAAUCACGGGUGUCCUGCUUUUUCCGGUCCGAGCACGGCGACCACAAAGAUGACGUCUUCUUUGGACAAUAAAAUACCUUCACAGAUAUCGGAAUGCGUGGCAGCCUCAAAAGGGAGUGAAUUUAAAAAGGGUGGCCAGCCUGCAAAAGAAGUCGGUAAUUUAGAAGAAUCUGUGCAAUGCCAGCAGGAGAAGCAGCAUAAUUCUCUUGAAAGAGAUGUCUAUGAUGAAAGGCGGCGUCUGUUUCUAGAGGCCCAUGAGGAGUUGCAGCGGGAGAAGGCAGCGGCGCUGCAAAAGGAACGCCUCGCACUCGAACAGGUGGCUCGUCUUCAAGAGGCGCAGCGACGUGAGGAGGAGGAACGCACGAGGCUAGCGGCCGAGAGGAAAAGGCUGGAGCAGCAACGGCUAGAGUUGCAGAAGCGGGUCCUUGAGCGCCAACGUGAACUCCUGGCAAAGGUCGAAGAGGAGGCGAUGCAGCGGGAGCUGGCAGCACAAUUAGAUAACUUUUUCGAGAACAAGUCGCGGCUGGAGCAACAGGCGCAGGAAGAGCGUCAACGUGUAUUAUCCUUUGAGGAUGCCAUCGCGGAAUCUCUUUUGGGGAAAGCGGUUAAAAACCACACCACAACUCCAAAGGAGGAGCGAAUUAUCGAUCUUCGCCUUCUCGAGGAAAGCGACGAGGACACGGAGGAGGACAACAACAACAACAAUAACCGGCAUGGCGUUUCGGGGAGGGAAGAAACUCGCAAAAGCCGCAAUUCCAAGGAACGUCAGGAUUUUCUUCAACAAAAGCGCCAAAAAGAACAAAAGCAACAGCGACGUGAGCGCAUCACAUACAGUCCAUCCCUCGUUUAUGUUGGGGAUGUGACGGGUGGAGGAUGCAAGACGCCAGUUUUCUUACAACGUCAAGGACGUGGCACCCUUUUCUACGACACCGCGCAGAAGCAUUUCUUUGACGGUGAGUGGUCCGGCGACAAGAGGAACGGCAGUGGGGCUCUCUCCCUCCCGCACGUUGCUGUGGAGGGAACAUGGCGUGAUGAUGUGCUUGAGGGCAGUGCGACAUUUCAAACCAGGCGGUUAAAGGGAAAAGGGGAGUUCAAACAGGGCGUUCUUGACGGAAAUGCCGUCGUUGAAAUUGACUGCAAUGGCGUUUUUGCUGGGAGUGUUAAGAAAAAUGGGACUGUUGUGGCUUCUGGAGCCGUCACGCUUGCGUCAGGUGAUCACGUGGAGUGGAUAAGAGAUGAAAACAGUAACGAAAACAACAACAACAACAACAGGCAGCAGACGUCAGCACAUUCCAAGAAAUUUAAUAAUGGCUCUGGAAGGUGCCGUAUUCGGUUUGAAAACGGCGACGUGUAUGUUGGUGAAGUUGAGAAUUAUCAACCAAAUGGGGCUGGAACCUACCGCUUUGCCGCAGAGGGUCAAGAGUACGUGGGGAAUUUUCAAAACGGCCGGCUGCAGGGUCGUGGUACAUAUCGUUUUGCCAAUGGAAAUGUGUACAUUGGACAGUUUUACAAGGGGCUCUUUCAUGGGGAAGGACGGUACGUGGAGCAAGACGCAUACACAUAUGAGGGGUUCUGGGAGUACGGUACGGCGCACGGAAGAGGGAAAUUGAUAUUUGCCAAUGGUGACGUCUGGGAAGGAGAAUUUGACCACGACCGGCGUGUCAAUGGACACUACACGGCCUCACGUUUGUUUCAGUUGUAG
This is a messenger RNA of Trypanosoma cruzi, 2529 nucleotides long. RefSeq lists its product as uncharacterized. Bases 1 to 2529 code for a protein of 842 amino acids. Gene Ontology annotation, cellular component: cytosol. The record is from RefSeq and is a predicted model, not a curated record. Lineage: Eukaryota; Euglenozoa; Kinetoplastea; Trypanosomatida; Trypanosomatidae. The transcript has a single exon.